CGGCGGAGGGAAGGCUUCGGCGGGACGAUGACGCUCCUCUGUCUGUGCCAGAUUUGCACUUGCGGGCUCCAUCGCUGUCCUCGGAGGCCUACAAGGAUUUAUGAAGAACUAGAUUUGAGUUGCCCCACCACUGAAUAUUCAGAAAAAUUUACCAGCUUUGAACAUGUUAUUCCUUCACAAAAUAUUAAAUCUACCAAGCAUAAACAUCAAGCAAAUGAAGGCAAAAUGUCUGAACGUCUUCCCCGUGACACAUUUCAAGAAAUGGUUCAUGCACCAGAAGAAUACAGGCCAAAAAUGGUGGACACUGAUAUGACAACCACCUAUAAGCAGAAUUUUAACGUUUACCCAUUACAACCUGCUGAAACAAUGAGGCCUCUGGACAGACGUCUUAUUAAAAAAGAAAAGCUGGAUACUCUUCCUACCUAUAAAGAUGAUUUCAGACCUUGGAAUAUUGAGAAAAGUGAACUUGCUAAACAUCUGCCUACAGAGAAAUCUACAUUUCAGGAUGACUUAAGUCCUCAAAAGCUACGUCCUAGGUCAAACUUUAAACCUUUGAACCUACUCUCUCAUUCUGCUAUUCCCUUUAAUGCUAUUACAAGCCAUCGCUCAUCAUACGUGCCUCACCAGCUAGAACCCAAAUUUAUAAGACCAAAAGAAGUUUACAAGCCAAACAAUGAACUCUUUGAUGAUUUAACAACCCACCGCCAUGCCUACAAAGGCCUUUUUGGAGAACCUGCAAAGAUUUGUAGACCUACAAUUGCCAAGGUGGCAAAAAAUGCUCCAUUUAGGGAAAACACAGAAUUCCGGGAUAAUUUUCAGUCAUGGGAAACUCCGUUGCCCAAGGUUCGAAAGUUAACAGAGGAUGUUCCCUCAACAGGUCACAUGGAGCAAAAUAGCAAAAUCCAACAAGAUAAUAUUUCAACUCACAUGACCACAGGGGCUCCCAAAAAGCAAGUUUAUUCACGUAUCACUAAGUUUCCUUUUCAAGCAAGAAGCACCACGAAAGAUGAUUUCAAACUAUGGGACAAACCAUGUCAGCUAGGAAUGAUUAAGCCCAACAAUCAGAUUCCCAAUCCAUCUGGGAAGUUUGAAGGCUUGACCACUUUUAGAUCACAUUAUAUACCACAUGAGUUAAUUCCAACACUGAGUUUCAAACCUGUCCCCAUUCUCUGUCACAGCUCUGAACCAUUUGAUGAUACAACAGUGUACUCUACACAGUAUACAGCAAAGAUACAGGAGACGUGCCCAGCUAGCUAUACUUCCCCUCCAGGAUAUACAUUUGAAAAUACCAAUUCCCAUGGUCACAAAUUAUUCCGCAAGAAUAUUCCUUCAAGGAAGGACUUUUCCCCAUUAGUUGAUAAGGUUUCCCAAUAAAUGGAUUUUAUGAGAUGCUAGAUUUCCUAGGCUGAUAGACCUAUGAGAAUCAAAACAUUUUAAUUAGUUGAUAAAGAGAAAAAUCUUUCUGGAAGAUUGAUCUUAUGAAGGAUUCAUAGUAAAAUGUUUGAACUGGAUUUUUUUUUAACCUAAGGAAAUUUGAAGAUCUGUCAAGAGAGAUCAAUGUAUCUGUUGAUACAAUUACUUCAGUAGGUCUGUGAUUGAACUAGUAUGGCUACUCCUUCCACCAAAGCUAAUCAUAACCCCUUCAUGCCUUAGGAGACAGUUCUUCCUAAGUUGCUAUGUCCAAAAAAAUCAUCAAUAAGUUACCACUCCUCUGCUUAUGAGUAUUUUUUAACUUAGCCAGGCUGAUCCCUUAGAAGACAGGCUGGUCAUUGACAGGAUUGUACCCAUAGCCUUUCUAGCUUGGUUGACACCUGCCAAAGCUUGUGUUCCACUAGCAUAGCCUCUAAGAACCCAGGAUCACCUCUUUGACAUCAGGAGGCAUUGACAUCAUAAGAGUAGGGUACUAAAAGAGCCUAAUGCAAUUAACAUUGAUAUUUUAGACCAUUUUUCUUGACAGUGGACUUAUAAGAAUUUUACUAUGUGUAUUCCCAGUGUAACUUAUUAUUCCUAACAUACAGUUUGACAACUGGUCUUCAUUCUGUGAUCCUAUACAAUCAUAACAUUUUUAUGUGUAAAUGAUGUAGUCGGGUGUCCAGCUGUUUAGUCAUUAAUGUCAAUCUGCUUAUGAAAUAUAGUAAUUCAGCACACAGUAAAUGAAACUCAAAUCAAAUUUGGCCUAUAAAGUACGAUUCUUAAUAUAAAUUACACUUUUGGAGACUCAAGUAGUUCAUGGUCAUUCAUAUGCUUAUGCUAAUUUAUUAAGUAUUUUUAGAUUUUUUUUUCCAAUACAGGCAUAUUCCACAUUAUGUUGCC
This is a messenger RNA of Vombatus ursinus (common wombat), 2313 nucleotides long. It is a transcript of the gene SAXO2, whose product is annotated as stabilizer of axonemal microtubules 2. Bases 28 to 1374 code for a protein of 448 amino acids. Gene Ontology annotation, molecular function: microtubule binding. Gene Ontology annotation, cellular component: ciliary basal body; cytoskeleton; sperm flagellum. Lineage: Eukaryota; Metazoa; Chordata; Mammalia; Diprotodontia; Vombatidae. The record is from RefSeq and is a predicted model, not a curated record. Gene Ontology annotation, biological process: microtubule anchoring. The transcript is spliced from 4 exons.